Messenger RNA from Cryptosporidium muris RN66, 750 nucleotides. RefSeq names its product autophagocytosis associated protein, putative. Gene Ontology annotation, biological process: nucleophagy; autophagosome assembly; autophagy of mitochondrion. The record is from RefSeq and is a predicted model, not a curated record. The transcript has a single exon. Gene Ontology annotation, cellular component: cytosol; cytoplasmic ubiquitin ligase complex. The coding region runs from base 1 to 750 and encodes 249 amino acids. Lineage: Eukaryota; Apicomplexa; Conoidasida; Eucoccidiorida; Cryptosporidiidae. Gene Ontology annotation, molecular function: Atg8-family ligase activity.
AUGUAUUCGCUACAACAUCGUUUAGCAGAAAAUAUAAGGUCUAUAAUAAGCCACUUUACACCAAUUUCUCAAGAUUCACGUUUUAAUAGUGAUGGAUUAAUAUCUCCUUCUGAAUUUGUAGAUGCUGGUGAUUAUACUACUUUACAAUUUCCGAAGUGGAAAUGGAGAUCAGCUGAAAAGGGUUUCGAAGUUCCAUGGUUACCAAAAAAUAAGCAAUAUUUGUAUAUUCAAGAUAUUGCAUCUAGAAAACGAAUUAAAGAUAUAGAAACUACAUAUAAUUGCAAUGAAUAUAAAGAAUGGACAAUAGCUCAUGAGAUUAAUUCAGAUAAUUUUCAUAAUACAAAUUAUACAGAUACUAAUAUACAAAAUAAUUCAGUAGAUAUAGAAUUAAUGUCAAGGUUAAGAACCUAUGACAUUAGUAUAACUUAUGACAAAUAUUUCCAGAUUCCACGUAUGUGGUUAUAUGGUUAUAAUCAAGAUGGUAUUCCAUUAGAUCCAAAAGAAAUAGUCCAGGAUAUUAUGAGUGAGUAUACUGAGAAAACAAUUACAAUUGAUCCUCAUCCAUGCACUGGUAUAUCCUGCAUUUCUAUACAUCCUUGUAAACAUUCAGAUAUAUUUAAAAAGAUAGCAUUAAGAAAUAGAACUCCAAUAAAACAUGAAAUGGCAAUAGUCAUACUACUGAAAUUUUUAUCAUCAGUGAUACCUACAAUUGAACUGGACCAUACUAUUGACGUUAAUAUCUCAUUAUAG